This is a messenger RNA of Agrilus planipennis (emerald ash borer), 664 nucleotides long. RefSeq names its product ADP-ribosylation factor-like protein 5A (gene Arl5). The record is from RefSeq and is a predicted model, not a curated record. Gene Ontology annotation, cellular component: trans-Golgi network; cytoplasm. Gene Ontology annotation, biological process: protein localization to Golgi membrane; intracellular protein transport; vesicle-mediated transport. Gene Ontology annotation, molecular function: GTP binding; GTPase activity. Lineage: Eukaryota; Metazoa; Arthropoda; Insecta; Coleoptera; Buprestidae.
GGUCGUACUUUACUACCUCCUCUUAUUAUCAUUAUUAUUAAUCUUUUGUUUAUUAUUAUUGGUGGUUAGUGUUGGGUGCCUAAUGGAUUUGCUAAUCAUUGUUUGAGUAGGGGAAAUGCUCGUAGUAAAAGUUAAUAAAACAAAUAGAACGUUUUCGUAUUUAGUUGGAGAAAAUGGGUUUAUUACUUUCCAAAAUUUGGAGUCUUUUUGGGAAUGAUGAGCACAAAAUUGUAAUUGUUGGUCUCGAUAAUGCUGGAAAGACUACAAUAUUGUAUCAGUUCCUAAUGAACGAAGUCGUCCACACCAGCCCAACCAUAGGUUCCAAUGUAGAAGAAGUCGUUUGGCGAAACAUACAUUUUAUCAUGUGGGAUUUGGGAGGACAGCAGUCCCUAAGGGCAGCUUGGAGCACUUAUUACACCAAUACAGAAUUUGUGAUAGUUGUAAUAGACUCAACAGACAAAGAACGUCUUACCAUAAUUAGAGAAGAACUUUAUAAGAUGUUAAAUCAUGAAGAACUACAAAAGGCAGGAGUUCUAAUUUAUGCGAACAAGCAGGAUAUCAAAGGGUCAAUGUCUGCUUCAGAAAUAUCUAGGGAAUUAGAUUUAACCUCGAUAAAAAAACAGCAGUGGCAUAUACAAUCAUGUUGUGCUUUAACAGGAGAAGG